AUGACUGAAAAGAAGAGAAAAAGAGGGUCUGGACCGUUUUACUGUCCCUUCCCUGGUUGCUUCAAGUCCUUUUCAAGGUCAGAUCAUUUAGGCAGGCACAGGGCGAAUCACUCUUCUCAAAAAUUCAAGUGUGAAUGGCCUGCAUGCGAGAGGGAGUUUUCAAGACUAGACGUUAAAAAGAAGCACUUCGCCCGCCAUCUGAAAAACAGUAAUGAAGGUUUCGACAGAACUUCAUUUCUGUAUGACAAUGAACGGAAUCCUAACACUGAUGACAAAAAUGAUAAGCUAGACUUGACAAUAAUGCAGGGAUCUUCGUCAGAGCAGAAAAUGAAUGGGAAAAAGCCUCGAGGUUCUUCCAUACUACCUCCGAAAUCCAACGGGGUUGGAAGUGUUUUGGAAAACACAGAUACAACACAUACUGAAUCGAACGCUAGUAGCGGACCUGUAACAGGAAACAAGAAGAUCUCUCCCGAGGAAUUAGAGGAGAAUUUGGCGUUCACAAACGAUUCGGCUGGCGAAGGCGGAGUGGUCGAUAAUUUUUCGAGCACUCCGACACAUUCUGAAAGUUUAGGACUACCUACAACCUUGAAGAAUCAAAAAAACUGCUCAACAUACAUUCCGCAAACUAAUGAAGCAUUCCAGGAAGUGGAAGGCUCGAACCUGCCGGGCUUUUUCAAACCUCCAGGUAUGGGUUCCUCCUCCACUUUUCAAGGAAUACAAUGGCUACUAGGACACUCUCCAAAAACUACAUCUGCUACUGGGAGGCAUUCAAAUCAUCCUGAAAAUGGCGCUUUUCACGGUCAUUACGAAAGUCCAUUGGAAUUGUCUUCGUUGAGCGUACUGGAAGAGAUAUUCUCUUUCAGUCCUGAAUUUCCAAACGCGGAAAGCCAAACAAGUGUUGAUGAUGAGAUGCUUAUCGAAAUGGCCAAGUGUAUACCGUCUGUGAAAAAUCAUCCUGACUUCGUUGCGCAGAAGUUGGAAUGGUUUCUCGAGGUCUAUUGGCUUCUAUAUCAUAGUCAGUAUCCUAUUCUCCAUCGACCUUCAUUUUCUGCUCACGAUACCCCACCUUUGUUAUUGACAAGCAUGAUAAUGAUGGGCGCGUCGCUGUCAAAAAGGACAAUAGAAGCUGUUCACAUUCAGUUAGUAGAUCCAGAUGGGCUCUCCGGUAUGAUAGCCGGUCCACUCCGUUGGUUAAUAUUUUCCAGCGAGCAAGCAAAACCUCCUUGCAAAUCAUGGGUAAUACAAAGUUUGAUUAUCCUGGAGACAUAUGAAAUAACGAGUUCUUCCAGGUGCUUGCAUGAAAGAGCUUGUAUCUAUAACGGAGCCAAGGUUCAGCUUUUGCGAAGAAGUCCCAUAUUGGGUGGUGAUCCACUGAAGGAAGUUGGUUCAGACACCAGUAGAUCUCAGAAUUUAUGGAGCACUUGGAUUGAGAGUGAAUCAAUGAAGAGAGUAGCUUUAAUGUCUUUCUACAUCGAUAGCGUUCAUGCAAUCAUCUUCGGACACCCUUUGAACCUAUUAGCCAACCAAAUCAAACUUUCACUUCCGUGCCCCGACGAUCUGUGGGAGUACAAUAACAUUGAUAGAAAUAAAGCUCCAUUAUCUGUUGCACAAACUCCUCUAUUUUGUGAUGCAAUUAAGAAGCUAUUGCAAAGAGAGGAAAUAGAAGUAGGACCGUUUAGUAUGCAAAUCCUACUAGCUGGUUUGAUAAACCUGUUUCUUCAAAUCGAGCAGAACCUUUCCCAGUGGUCCAGUUUUGGAUGGAAGUCAAUUCAAGAUAGUUGGAGGAGCACGAUUUGUUCAGCGAUAGACUUUUGGAAAACUCAAAUACCUUCAAAGAACUGCUGCUCAACGUUUUCAAGCGUCUAUCAUCUUAACUGUACCUCAGCGGUUAAUCGUCCUUUACCACCUUUGCUGAGUUCCGAAGAUACACGCUGCAGCUGUCCUAUUUACCAUGCUGCUCAAAUAAGUACGAGAAUGACACACUAUGACUAUAUCGUUUUUGCAGGUGCUCCAGGGAGAAUGAAUGUCGCAAUUUUGGAUGAAGACUACGAGGUGGUUGAGCAAAGAAUAGGAAAGUGGGCUGAAUCUCAGGUAGGACGCUUAUGUGUCAUUAAUUCCCUUAUUUUACUGUGCGAGGUUUUACUGUCCCCAGAAAACUCCCUGGAAGCGGUAAGCUAUCUAUAUGAACCUGACAAAGAUCCAUUUCUAUAUCGGCCAAAUAUUGUUGUAUCAGCAGUACUUUCGCUCUGGGCGUACGCAUACUAUGUGCUUGGCUCUGAAUCGUCAUUCAGAUCCGCCAACUCCACUUUCCAGAUACAGGAAGGUUGCACCCCGGCAAUGGAAGAUGCUCCAACAUAUUUGAGUAGAAUAAGAGGCGAACUUAAAAGUUUGACUGAUAAACCUUUUUACACAUUGAAUCAGAUGGAUACAAGCGAAUAUUCCGAUACGAUAACGGUGUACGCUCAGGAACUUCCAAACGUUAAAAACUUAAAUUAUAUGGUUGGCCUGUUAACCUCCUUAAGGAAUGGUUAUAACAAAUGCCAAUGGCAAGUUGGUAGAGAAUAUGCAAAAUUACUCGAUAACUGCAUUCAGCGAAGUCUUGGAAGUGAGAAUGUCUUUUGCCAGGAUAUGUAUGACGUCAAAUAG
Messenger RNA from Lachancea thermotolerans CBS 6340, 2646 nucleotides. It is a transcript of the gene SDD4, whose product is annotated as Sdd4p. Gene Ontology annotation, cellular component: chromatin. Gene Ontology annotation, biological process: DNA-templated transcription; regulation of transcription by RNA polymerase II. The record is from RefSeq and is a predicted model, not a curated record. Lineage: Eukaryota; Fungi; Ascomycota; Saccharomycetes; Saccharomycetales; Saccharomycetaceae. The transcript has a single exon. Gene Ontology annotation, molecular function: zinc ion binding; DNA-binding transcription factor activity, RNA polymerase II-specific; RNA polymerase II cis-regulatory region sequence-specific DNA binding. Bases 1 to 2646 code for a protein of 881 amino acids.